Impatiens glandulifera is the source of this 1347-nucleotide messenger RNA. RefSeq names its product 5-amino-6-(5-phospho-D-ribitylamino)uracil phosphatase, chloroplastic. The transcript is spliced from 11 exons. NCBI's taxonomy places the organism in Eukaryota, Viridiplantae, Streptophyta, Magnoliopsida, Ericales, Balsaminaceae. Bases 96 to 1178 code for a protein of 360 amino acids. The record is from RefSeq and is a predicted model, not a curated record.
AUUGGGCCACUUUUCUAACAAGAGGUCAUAAAUCUUUCUCUUGGUAAGCUUCGUGCUUCUUUAGUUCAUGUAGUUGAGGUGUCCAUGCCCUGAAGAUGGAAACCACGAUAGCCAGUGGCUCCGGUUUCUUACCUCUCCGACCGCCGUUAUCUCCUUCGACUGGAGCCUCACAGCUUCGGACUAAAAUCAAACUAUCGAGAUUUGAACAUCAUCGGAAGUUGGUGAUAUCGAAUGCUUGUGGGUCGCGAGAUGAUGGGUCUGUCAAUGAUUUUCCAAUCAUACGCAGAAGAAUUUUCAUGGAAGAGACUAUUGGAGCUGAAUAUGGAGAAGGUUUUGAGACUUUCAGACCAGAUGGACCUCUUAAAAUUGAUGUGGAUUUCCUGAAUGACAGAUUGCAAGAGGGAUUUCUUCAAAGAAUUCGAUAUGCAAUGAAACCCGAUGAAGCUUACGGUCUUAUAUUUUCUUGGGAUAAUGUCAUGACAGAUAGUCGGACGUUGAAGUUAGAGGCAUGGAGACAGCUAGCAGCGGAAGAGGGAAUGGAAAUUCCUAUAGAUGUUGGCACUCAAAGGCUUUUACUUUAUGCAGAUGCUGAUCAUGUUGUGCGCAAGGUUUUUGGCUGGGAGGGAGCAGAAACUGAAUUAGAUACGUUUAAGCUAAGAUUUUCACAGAUAUAUAAUGACAAUCUUCUCAGACUCUCAGAGCCCAUGGAUGGGUUAGUUGAAUGGCUUGAAGCAGUAUCUACUGCUCGAAUCCCUUGUGCUGUUGUUUCCAGUUUUGGCCGUAGAAAUAUGGUGGAAGCAUUGGAACGAAUGGGGCUGAGGAAGUACUUUCAGGCAAUAAUAUCAGAGGAGGACGGGAUGGAAUCUAUAGCUCAUAGAUUCCUUUCUGCUGCAAUGAAGUUGGAUAGGAAACCUUCCAAGUGCGUCGUAUUUGAGGAUGAUCCCAGAGGGAUAACAGCUGCUCACAAUUGCACUAUGAUGGCUGUAGCAUUAAUUGGUGCCCACCCAGCGUAUGAUCUUGGGCAAGCGGAUCUUACAGUUGGUAGCUUCAACGAGCUUUCGGUGAUCAACCUGAGAAGGUUAUAUGCUUGCAAGGACUUUACGUUUAUGGAGCCGCAAAAGCAGAUAAUAGAGAGAAGUCCUCCUAGAAGGAAGCUUGGAAUAGACACCAUCUUUUGACCCACAAUUGUAGAAAUUUCUCAUCUUAUUAUAGCAGCAGCUUGUCAUCAUCAAUCAUAGGAUGUUUUCUUUUUAUACUCCUUGAUUUCUCAUUGUAUAAAUUAAUUGGGGUUUACAGAAUCUGUUUCCAUAUAUCAAUAUAAAAGCUUCUUAGAAAGCUCAUCUGUCA